Spizellomyces punctatus DAOM BR117 is the source of this 2451-nucleotide messenger RNA. RefSeq lists its product as uncharacterized. NCBI's taxonomy places the organism in Eukaryota, Fungi, Chytridiomycota, Chytridiomycetes, Spizellomycetales, Spizellomycetaceae. The coding region runs from base 5 to 2332 and encodes 775 amino acids. The record is from RefSeq and is a predicted model, not a curated record. Gene Ontology annotation, cellular component: RZZ complex. Gene Ontology annotation, biological process: mitotic spindle assembly checkpoint signaling; endoplasmic reticulum to Golgi vesicle-mediated transport. The transcript is spliced from 12 exons.
AGACAUGUCUUUGGCGGCAGACUUUGCGUCAAGGGUCUUGCAUGCAAUCACAUCGGGGGAGAUACGUAAUGAGACUGGGAUAAAUAUCUCGAACGGAAAGGCGACCUCCAUCUCUCGGGGUACACUCCAACAUGUGUCUCAUACUCUGGAAAGGAGCAUCGCGGACGCAAAGUACCAAAUAGAAACCCAUCUUGUCUCAAACUUUGACACGCUGCGACAACGUGUAGAGGAAGCCGCGGCGGUUGAACGCGAAGCUCGUGACAUUUCCGACAUUCUGAGCACCCUUACACACCGCAUUGAGGAUCCAAAUGAUGGAUUGUGUGCUCAGCUGGAGGAAACGUUGAAGGAGCGGGAAAAUGCGACCGUUGAGCUUGAUACAAUCGAUUUGCAAAUCAGGGUUUUAAAAACUAUCAUGGAGAUCUCGGCUCGCAUGACAGAGUGCGAAGAAUCUCUCGCAGCAGCCGACUACCCGGCGGCAUUGAGAGCCGCCUCGGAAAUGGGUAGACUUGUCAGCCAACUACCGCCCUGGGAGAAUGUGGCUAUAUUCUCGCACCUUUCUGAGCGCAGUUCCAGUAUUCAAGAAGACGUGCAGGGCCGGUUGGAAUACAUCGUAUCACAGGGCAUGUCUGUUGAAAUUAUGGAUUCGAGUUCAGUGCAAAUCAAAAUCCAGCUGUCUGUUUCCGCACCUGGUCUCGGUCCGCAACCCGUCGCGUUAAGCACGGCACUGUCUGCUAUCUACGCGGAGAACUUGGAGUCACACUAUCUGAGACCCUUUCUGAGAAUGUUGUACAAGCAUGUCAUUGAUCCACUUGCGCGAGAUCCGCGAUGGUCAUUGGUAGAGCCAUCCUCGCAGGACCGAGAUGGCACGUUGACGUUGCAGGUCCAGAUGGCUCAGGCAAGCCCUUUUUUAAAAUGGACUGACUUGCCUCCAGGAUCAAUUUACAAAGGGCUAAAGCAAGUCCUUACCUUUCUUGAGCAUGCCCUCAACCAAUCAAAUAGCGAGAACUCUCGCCCAAUGUUUCGAUUAUUGGGGGAACUGUUUUGGACCCAGUUGUCGACAACCAUAAUUGCAGAAUACCUUGAACGUGCCGUUCCGGAUGAAGCGGAUGGACUUGCAGCCUUUGCAGACGUUACACGGGAAUCCGAAGCCUUUGAAGAUUGGCUCGUUGCGAACGAAUUGAUAUCUGACGGCAACAAGGUUCUGACCGAGUACUGCAAAAACUCUGAUGUACACUUUGCGAACAAGAAGCAUUUGAAAUUAAUACAAGCGGCUCGUGAGAUCAUUAUGAAAACGGACUAUUCUACGGUCAUGCUUGCAGAAUCCAAGCCACUACCUCUUCCUACGUUGAUAUCAUUACCGGAGGGUGAAGCGAAUAUGGAAUCGAUUGAGAUUGGCGAUGAAAUUGAGGAUUUAUUUUCGUUUCCCUCGUGUGCUAUCAGCACUAAAGCACAGCAGUUGCUGCAACUGGUGAUUACUACGCUUUCCGACGCUGCAAAGCUGACUCCUUACUGCGCGAAACGGAUGGUUUUGUCAACGCGGGACAUGUUUGACCUUUUUCGCGCGAUGGUUCCUGUUUAUGAUGGGUCGAAAUUGGAUUCCAUCCCGCAGCUCUCCAUGGUAUUUUACAAUGACUGCAUGUAUCUGGCCCAUGAGUGUAUGACGCUGGGAUGGCGGUACCGCGAAAUGUUGGGAGGAGGAAGUGAAAUAACGUUUAUUGAUAUGGUGGCACCAUUCCGGAGCUUGGGGGACAAGUAUUACAAUGUGCAGAUGGAAAUACAACGAAAAAACUUGCUUGACUGUAUUGAAAGUGCAGGCGGUUUUGAUGUGUUGGCUGAGAGACGGCACGAGAUUGUUGAGCGGGCAAUUAAACAAGUAUUGUACCAGUUAACCCAUCUGUCCAAGGUUUGGAAGCCUGUGCUAUCACCGUCCAUUUACCUGCUGGCCAUGGGAAGUCUCAUAGACUUUACAAUGGACCGCAUCAUCACCGAAAUCAAGUAUCUAAUCGAUAUUGCCGAAGAAGAGUCGCAUAAACUCAACCAGCUCUUGACAAAAUUCCACACUUCGAUCCUCCCCCUUCUCUCGCAUGAUUCCAUCCCAUCUGACAAAAUACCAACGCUGGCCGGUCAUUGUAUUUCUCAAUACGAAAAGUUUAUUCAGGUGACGGAUAUUCUCGACCUCUCGUUUGCGGAUAUCAUGGAUAGAUUUAGGGAUGGACGAUUGAAGGUACUUGAAAAAGAGGAGCUGACUGGAUUGGUCAAAGCGUUGUUUGCCGAUACGCCUUUGAGAGUCAAGAAUUUAGAAGAGAUUGUACGAGGGUAUCCUGAUGGGUGAUGAAUAGGCUUCAUCUAUGUAUUUAUCUGUUGCUGUCCUUUUAUUUAGUUCUGUCUGAUAUAUAUUUUGUAUUGCAUGAAGAUGAUAAUUGAUAAAGCAAAUCGGCCGAUCGCGUUGUG